Molecule: messenger RNA, 678 nt
Organism: Ficedula albicollis (Collared flycatcher)
Lineage: Eukaryota; Metazoa; Chordata; Aves; Passeriformes; Muscicapidae
Product: cryptic protein-like
Exons: 6
Coding region: 1-678 (225 amino acids)
Source: RefSeq, a predicted model, not a curated record
AUGCGACAGCCCGAACUGCAGGGCUCUGGACAUCUUCCUUCUGCUCAAGCUCUCCCACGGGACCUCACGGCUGUUUCAGGCUGCAGGAAGAUGUACGGGGGAAAUCACAUUAGAGUUCUAUUCACUGUGACUCUGGUCUGGCAGGCUGUUCAUUUAGAAAAAGGUCCUGUAAGAGAAGAACGUAAAGAAGAUGUGGAAAGUCUCAAUGCCACGGCACAAAAGCAGCAGGCCAAGAACGAAGGGACCUUUAUAAAUGUGCUCAGGGACAUGAAUCAGAGUUAUGAAAGUAGAAAGCAACAGAGUUCCAGGUCAUUCGUACCUUUCACUGGAAUUACUGAGAGUAAGAAACUGAGCAGACGCUGCUGCCAGAAUGGAGGGACUUGCAUCCUGGGGACCUUCUGUGCCUGCCAAAAGCACUUCAGUGGCAGAUACUGUGAACACGAUGAGCGGCUAGGCAGCUGUGGCAGCAUUCCCCACGGCCUCUGGGUGCUGAAGGGCUGCUGGCUUUGUCGGUGUGGCUAUGGUACACUGCACUGUCUCUCUGAAGUAAUGCGCAGAAACUGUGAUCUGAAAUCGGAAACAGAGGAGAUUAUCAUACUGUACUCUAAUGGUUUAAGAUUACAGCAAACAGUGUUUUCAGUCGCUUGCCUGCUCAUCAUCUUCCUGGAGUUCUUCUAG